Molecule: messenger RNA, 857 nt
Organism: Neurospora tetraspora
Lineage: Eukaryota; Fungi; Ascomycota; Sordariomycetes; Sordariales; Sordariaceae
Product: CBP4-domain-containing protein
Exons: 3
Coding region: 196-678 (160 amino acids)
Biological process (GO): mitochondrial respiratory chain complex III assembly
Cellular component (GO): mitochondrial membrane
Source: RefSeq, a predicted model, not a curated record
AUCAGCAACACCGACGGAAGCUUUGAGAAGCUCAGACUUGAGUUCACCUGUCAUUGACGACGUCACUUUGAUACAGUACAUUCAUCCAAGUUAAUCUCAAAACAAACCCUCCCUGCUCACUUAUCAGCAGCAGCAGCAGCAGCAAUCAAUAUCUCAAAGUCUUGGCAUCAAACCAUUUGAAGCAAUACAAGCAAAAUGGCCGCCAAAAAGCCAGUCAACUGGUGGCUCUGGACCAAGAUGCUACUCGGGUAUGCUUUCACCCCCUUCACCCCCUUAUUUCACCACCCCCUCGAUGAACACUCCCGAAAAAAAAGAGAUCUAACAUGCCCCUUCCUUUUCACCCAAAAAAACAGUGGAGCAGCCAUCUGCGUCGGCGGUCCCGCCUUCACCUACUGGCUCACCCCCACGGACGAGGAGCUCUUCCAGAAGUACAACCCGGAGCUGCAGAAGAGGAGUCUAGAGCGCAGGUUCGAGCGUCAGCAGGAGUUUGACGACUUUGUUACCAAGUUAAAGGAGUACUCCAAGAGUGACAAGCCGAUCUGGACGGUUCAGGCUGAGGCCGAGGAAAAGGAGAGACAGCAGCGGGCGUCGGUGCAGAAGAGUCUGGCGUUGGCGGACGAGGUGAAGGCUAGGAAAGAGGCUAUGAGGCGUGAGGCCGGUCUUCCGGUUGAGAAGUAGUGGCUGGGCUGGCACACGUUGGGGGUGGUCAUUGGACUUAAUUAGGCGCCUUGGGUUGUAUCAUUAUGGUCUGUACAAACUGUGUAUUCAUAAGAUGGGUUCUGAAGAGAAGGCGUUCAAAAGGGUCUUUGGAAAUUUAAAAAUAGAGAUGAUCAACUUUUGGUCCCGAGCCCCGUGUG